Molecule: messenger RNA, 5422 nt
Organism: Brienomyrus brachyistius
Lineage: Eukaryota; Metazoa; Chordata; Actinopteri; Osteoglossiformes; Mormyridae
Exons: 2
Coding region: 2960-3874 (304 amino acids)
Source: RefSeq, a predicted model, not a curated record
UCCACAAACAGCGAAACCUGCCCUUUCAAAAGGUAUCCGAAGGUGUUUGCUUCGGCUGCAGUGCUGCAUGUAAAUGAACAAAAUGAGGCGUCUCCGUCCAAUGUGAGUUUCUUAACCAUCUAGGAAAGCAUGGGGUUCGUCGUUCCAUCCGGUAUAGCAUUGUUUGGAUCCCAGGAAGCAAACUGUUCAAGGAAAGGGGAACUUUGGACAGAAUGCUCGCCCAUCACAGGAUUCACACUAUGGGGAAUUUCGAGGUUUUGAUUCGGCAGGACUGAUGCCAGCAAUCGUCGGGGCAGCGAUUUUCCGGGCUUUUAGGUCGAUGAUCCUCUGGAACACGGAGGGGAGACAGCCUUGAGAAGCUCAUCGGACAGGAGGGAAGGAGUGAACUAAAGUCACCUUUUUUCGUUGUGGCUAAAGCACAAAUGCAUUUCUGUGGGGCCGUUUAUUUAGCCCGCAUGCUGCUCAGUGAAUGGCAGCGAUGCAUUCCCUGCGCAGCAUCAAGGGUUUGACUUCCACCUCUGCCUUGUUUGCCUUGAGUUGACGCAUUUUCCGUGUGUUACAUAAGGUUCCUCUGAAAACCUAUUCUCCACAUUCCAAAGACACGUGUAACAUGUGAUUGUGUGUGUACAUGUCCUGCCAAAAACCCCAUAACUAUACCUGUCCAGGAUAAGUGCUUGGAAGACAGAUGGUUUUUAAUGUGGUUUAAACUGCUGAAAGAUUCCCCUUCAUUGAAAAUUUGUACACAGAUGCACACACAUGCAUAUCUGUGCUUAGAUCUUCAGAGAGCUUCACACUGGCUGUAAAUAAACUGAUUCCUAAUUCCACCACAGAUAUGAACUCAUAAUGAACAUGUUUUCAGCAGGAAAGGUUUUUAAAAACAUGCUUUUUAGGAGUACCUUAUUUGUAAGGACAUAUUCUUUAAUUUUGUUUCCAAAGUCAGCAAAAAAUUGUCCACAAACAAGCACAUACACGCGCACACACACACAUACAUACACACACACACACACAGACCUACAGUAUAUUCAUAUCUUUAUGGGGACCAUCCAUUGAUUUCUAUGGGCAAAACCCUAAUCCCAACAAUGACAAUCCUAACCUCUACCCAACCCUAACCUUAACCAUUAGUAACCAAACAAAAUAUGACUUUUUCCAUUUUUAGUUUUUUGAUUGCAUUAACAGGUUUUUAUUUGGUCCCCAUAAUCCAUACACACACACACAAACACACACACACACAGAGCAAGAACAGAAUGCAGUGACAUCUUCGGAAUUUUUAAAGAGCUCAGUGACUUUUCUACAAACACCAAAACUAAAGUACUGAUGCUGAAACAGAUCCGUGGGACAUGGGCCGCAAACGUACCUGUUCAGCCAAAUAUUCGCCCACAGGAGGCCGUGUGUUUUGAAACAAAACACUUUUUCAUUAUUCUUCACUGGAGUCUGAGCUGUUUAUCGAUUUGGAUGGAAAAGGAAGCGAAAUUAGGCCUCUUAACUCUUUUGAUGGCUCGGCCUCGCGGCUCUCUGUUGCUUUUCCUUGUCUUCUGCCCUCUUUUCAUUCCUGCAGAGCAUUGUCAAAGUCAACACACACCCCGAUCAACCCAGAGCUCAUCAGGAAAAGAUCUGAAGCAAAUUAUUCAGCAGCGUUUCUCAUUUGCAUGAUACUGAACUUGCAUGCUAAGUUUACUUUUUUCCCCCUGCUUCAGAACAUGAUUCUUAAAAAAAAAAUCAAAAACCGUUAUCCGAAAGCCCGUGCCCCCCUCCACACACACACCCCCACCUCCAACCAUAGCCCCAUCCUCCAAUCCCACUGGAAAAAGGGGGGAGGGGGGGAAAUACAUGUAUUUGAAUAUAUGUGGAGGCACUGUACUGAAAAAGUGCCGAGUCAGCCGACUGCGCAGCCGUUCUGAAGCAUUAAAGAUUCUUGAGAGUAUAAACAAAUUCACGAUCCUGUCAGGAUGCCGUUAAAAGUUAAAGUUUGAAGUUGGCUUAAGAGUUUGUAGGGACUAGGUAAAAGAAAAUAUUUAAGUCUUAGCUAUAUAUAUUGCAUCGUGCAUAUUCAUGUACAUAUACAUCACUGUCCCAAAGUCUUAGGCAAAGAAAAUUAUGUUUAAAUUAUCUUCAUGUUGGUGUAAAACUAUGAUAUAAUGUCUGUCAGAGUGUGUUAGCUUAACCUAUUCAAAACCUCACCUAAAGUCACCCCAGGUUUUUGCAACAACAAUCCAAUAUACCCAUGAUUUUUUUUGGACUGUACCACUAUCCCACCUUGUACAGCAAAUCAAUACCUCAUCGACUUUCUAAACUAAUUAAAUUAAUUAAUUAAGUGAGCUUCUGGUGAAAUUUAACAAAUACAUGACUGAGGUGCCUCUGAGGAGGGAUUUGGGAACUGAAGCAGAAUUUCUUCUAGCCAUCCAGCAAGAUUUCAGUAACUUUUUUUUACAAAAGCAAUUAGUGUUAGUUUCUAUUGUAUCACUUUGUAUAUGUUAUAAUCUUAAGUUGUUUUUUUUUUCUGAACGCAUGCACAUUCACUACCCAGGUUAACAGUUUUAAACAUUUCCUUUGAGUGACAAAGGCUUUUGCGCAGUGCUGUUUACACCACCAUAAGCAUCAGGAUGUCCUCAUGGGUGUGUUUUAUGCACUGUGUGACCUUUUAACAUUUGUGAAAAUUAUUAAGUUGAACGUUGAUAGAAGCGGCAGGCGUGGUAAGUUCUUAUUUAUCACGUAGAAUUAUUUUUAAUUAAAAACAUAAAACAUUAAAUAAGAUUAAAAUGCAUGAAGCAACGGAUGCUUGAGGGACCCUGGGGGAGACAGUGACCUGCAUCUGAUGUAUCGGACAGCUCCAAGUUGGCCUAUGGGAACCUGGAUUUGCUUGCUUGAUCCUGAGCAGUGAGACACUGUUACCAUUUGUUACUGCAUUUGCCAGCCCAAUUAUCAGCAGACCCAGUGAAACUGAGUUUAGUUGAGGCAGAGUAUGGUGACACAGUGUCAACUGCAUUUUGCUCCAUACCCUUCCACCUGGAGUAUGUCCGGGCCUAACAACAAUAACAUCGGCUCUGACAACACUAACAUCGCCUGUAACAACACUAACACCGGCUCUGACAACAAUAACACUGGCUCUGACAACACUAACACCGCCUGUGACAACACUAACACCGGCUCUGACAACACUAACACCGCCUGUGACAACAUUAACACCGGAUCUGACAACACUAACACCGGCUCUGACAACACUAACACUGGCUCUGACAACACUAACACCGGCUCUGACCACACUAACACCGGCUCUGACAACACUAACACCGGCUCUGACAACACUAACACCGGCUCUGACAACACUAACACCUCCUGUGACAACAUUAACACCGGCUCUGACAACACUAACACCGCCUGUGACAACAUUAACACCGGCUCUAACAACACUAACACCGGCUCUGACAACACUAACACCGCCUGUGACAACAUUAACACCGGCUCUGACAACACUAACACCGGCUCUGACAACACUAACAUCGGCUCUGACAACACUAACACCGGCUCUGACAACACUAACACCGGCUCUGACAACACUAACAUCGGCUCUGACAACACUAACACCGCCUGUGACAACACUAACACCGGCUCUGACAACACUAACACCGGCUCUGACAACACUAACACCGGCUCUGACAACACUAACACCUGCUCUGACAACACUAACACCGCCUGUGACAACACUAACACCGGCUCUGACAACACUAACACCGGCUUUGACCACACUAACACUGGCUCUGACAACACUAACAUCGGCUGGGGCUCUUGCACACUUGCUCCACCACCAGUGCAAAGAAGGUUGAAAAAUUACCUGAGAUUUCUUUGUGACUUAAAGUUAUUUUUUUUUACAAGUUGACCUUUUGCCUUAAACCAGGGGGUUCUUAAUUUUGUGAGUCGAAAGGUAUUGAUUUCCUUUAUUUCCAGGCUUUAUUGUACAGCCCUCAUUGUACUGCUUUCUACUCUGUGAUAUCCGACCAGGGGCUCCGUAAUGGGGGGAAGAUGGGAUGAUUCCAAGGGUCCCUGAGUGACAGGGGCCCUAAAUAAUGUGGAACAUAACUGAAUUGGUCUGGGUUUGGAGCCCAAUAUGAUAUGCUUUCACAGAGCCUAAAAUCUCUGGAGGUGUCCCUGCGUUUGGGUGAGUGAAAGUUGCCUCAACCACACUCACCACACUUAUUAUUGGAUCUAUAUCUUCUAGUCAAAAUGAAUCAUGCACCAAGCAGAGCCAGAAAAACAUGAUAGUGAAUGUAGGUUGGAUCAAAGUGCAAACUUUCUUUAAGGUUUACUAUAGCAGGCUUGUAGAUAAGACAUGUUUACUUUAGAAAUGCUCUUAGAGGUUUUGUUGUACUGAUAUUAGACAAAUAUGCAUAUGCAUUUUUAAUACUUUUAAUUUUCUUUGCUGGGUCUUGCUUACUUCACUCCUCACCAAUACUAAUGUUUUGAAAUGAUUACUAGUCAAAUACUCACAAGUUAUACAAUAUGUACAAUUAAACAAAGGGCACAGAUGUUAUGUGUGAAGCUGAGGAACAGUCAUUCCUGAUGAAGUCUGAAGAUUAGUUUGUAGGUUUUUGGAGAUGUUUGGAGGCACCAUACAAGUUAAAGACAAAAUACAACUUGCAAGGUUGAGAAAGCUCGGGUUAUUCCCCGUCUUGGGCUUGUUGUUCAUGGGAUAAGCUCCCAAUCCUUUGUGGCCCUACAUAGGACAAGGUGGUAUGGAAGAUGGAUGGAUGGAUGAAAAAAAUAAUAAUUGGAAAAUAUUGGAAAGUAAGCUUUCAAUUUUAACAUGGCAGUGGAUAAAUGGAGAUUUUUUUCUUAUAUGAAUUAAUAUUUAUUAGAUACAUAUCGGAUCUAUCUUCCAGCUGUUGUUCCUGGGGCUUAUGCCAGACAGCAAAGGGCACACGAGAGGGGCGAACUAUGGGCAGAAUGCUGGAAUCGCAAGAUACACACAUCACACAUUACAGGCAAUUUAGAUACACUAAUGAACUGCAUGUCUUUGGACUGAAGGAGGGGACCUGCAUAAUAUGGGAAAACAUGCAAACGGAACCCAGACACCACCCCAUGUUUGUUUACAAUAAUUGUUAUUCAUUAUGUGUAGCAUAAUGUGGAAAUCUGAGAAUAAAUGAGGUUUUAUAGGGUAUCCAUGCGUGUAGUGCUGUAUUCCUGUACGGUCAGACUGUGGCAUUGGAAAGACAUUAUGCAUUGUUUGUUUGACCAUUAAAUUAGCAAGGCAAUGUAAAUGAAGUGCAACAGAUUGUGUAAGCAGCUCCGCUUAUAUGGAACUCGUUUGCCUGCCCUCCUUCACUUGACAGUUUUGUUGUGUUUGCAAUAACAGUAAUAAAACAUCUACGAGGACCCCUGGUGGGCUGCUGAGGGAAACUCUGAUGCUGUGUCUGUGGCUUUAAUGACG